This is a messenger RNA of Triticum dicoccoides, 479 nucleotides long. RefSeq names its product wall-associated receptor kinase 1-like. The record is from RefSeq and is a predicted model, not a curated record. The annotation marks the transcript as partial. The transcript is spliced from 2 exons. Gene Ontology annotation, molecular function: calcium ion binding. Lineage: Eukaryota; Viridiplantae; Streptophyta; Magnoliopsida; Poales; Poaceae.
CCUCAUGCCGCACAGCUACGAGUUGGAAACCAAGCCGUGCUCCUACGCCAUGAUGGUGGAGAAGUCAUGGUACAACUUCUCCACGCCCGACUUGUACGGUAACAAGACGCUACUAAAGAAGAACCCCCAGGGCGUUCCCCUCGUGCUUGAUUUUGCUGCCGGGAAUACUUCUUGUCCGGCGGAAGGUCAGCCGCGGCCUCCCGACUACGCUUGCGUCAGCGGCAACAGCUCUUGUGUCAACGCUACAGUUACUCCUGGCUAUAUCUGCAGGUGUUCUGAAUAUUAUGCUGGCAACCCUUACAUCACUCACGGAUGCCAAGACAUUGAUGAGUGCAAGCUUCCCGAUAUCUGUGCAAAUGGCGGGGUCUGCAAAAACAAGCCAGGAGGCUUUGACUGCCCAUGCAAGUUCGGAAUGAAAAACGACGGCAAAGGGGGAAACUGCGCACAUGUAUUCACUACAGCAGCAAAGGCCACUGUGG